AUGGGCACCGUGGAAGCCACAACGAGGCAAUGGCCCCCUUUCGGGUCCUCUAUACCGGGCCAUGUCACACUCCCGCGGUCAAGGCAAGACGCGCAAAGCUUGCAAGACCCAACCAAACUCAACCACGCACCGGGGGAGUCGCUCCCGUCGAUAGGAUUCCUCGACCUGGGUAAAAGCAACAAGGAGCACAUCCAUCCGUCCACAACACCGCCAGUGAGCCCAUCAACUGCCGCAUAUCCCACCAGGCCUUCUCAUCAUACAUAUGCUUCGUCCCUUUCGACUUCUACCUCACCGCCAUCGGGAUCCGGUUACGUCUAUGCAUCAAAUGCUCACCCGCUGCGACAGGGUGAAAGGGACCUCCAUCCACCCCUCCAGCAACCACACCGUCAAUCCUUGCCAUCGAUCCAUGAAGCACUAGGAAGCAACCCGCUUCCCUUCCAAUCCAGCGCCUCGUCCACGACUGUGGCACAGUCUUCGGCUUCUUCGCAAGUCACUCCAACGCCAGGACCAGAUAACACAAACGGUCCCACGAAUCCCUUUGCGCAUACCGCCCAACCUCCUUUUGCCCACGACCAUUUUGCGAGCCAACACUCUGCAAAGCCUGCAUCUAUUCGAUCAGAGGGCCAAAGAUCAAGCGUAGCGUCAGUUCACUCGCAAGAGUCGAGAAAUCCGUCCAUCAUGUCGCUGGGGUCGGGGAAGUCCCCGACACAGAGCUCGAGGACAACCCAUUCUCAGGGUUCUGGCUAUGAGGUUCAGAGCGCACCGCCUACCGGCUCUGUUCCCUCUCCAACUGCCUAUGGAGCUUAUCCUCCGGGAUAUUCAUACCCACCAAAUGGUUCGCAGCACAAUGGAGCGCACCCUGUCGCUCCCUAUGGCUUCAAGGGAAAUGCACCUUGGAAACCGAGCCCAGCGGAAAACCCCGGGAUUGAACCUGCAACAUCUAGCGCACUUGUCAAGGGUCCUCCAACCCCGUAUAGUGAACCCCUGAAGCGUCAAUUCGACAUGUUUGAUCUGCAGGCGACUUGGAACGAGAUCGCGGACGGCAGUAAUAGGACUAUGGAGUUCUCCAGGGCUCAUGCCACGCGCAUUUAUCAAUCGAACAGAACCGAUCAGACACUUCCGCCACUGACCGAGAUUGACGAUUUACUUCAGAUCCAACGUCGGAAUAUGGAUGCUCUUGGCCGAAUUCGGCACGCCGUGUUGGAUCAAGAGCAUGCCUUGGCGCAACAGCGUGAGCGAAUGCGAGUAAUGCAAAACGAACACGGCUACAGCGAUGACCGAGCUGCGUACAGAGACGAGUACAAGGGCGGUGGCUUUGCUGGCGGCGACGCGAAAAAGCGUCGAGGGGUAUGA
This is a messenger RNA of Uncinocarpus reesii 1704, 1353 nucleotides long. RefSeq lists its product as uncharacterized. The transcript is spliced from 2 exons. The coding region runs from base 1 to 1353 and encodes 450 amino acids. Lineage: Eukaryota; Fungi; Ascomycota; Eurotiomycetes; Onygenales; Onygenaceae. The record is from RefSeq and is a predicted model, not a curated record.